This is a messenger RNA of Paralichthys olivaceus (Japanese flounder), 905 nucleotides long. It is a transcript of the gene pfdn6, whose product is annotated as prefoldin subunit 6. Gene Ontology annotation, cellular component: prefoldin complex; cytoplasm. NCBI's taxonomy places the organism in Eukaryota, Metazoa, Chordata, Actinopteri, Pleuronectiformes, Paralichthyidae. Gene Ontology annotation, molecular function: protein-folding chaperone binding. The record is from RefSeq and is a predicted model, not a curated record. Gene Ontology annotation, biological process: chaperone-mediated protein complex assembly; protein folding.
AGACACGACUUGACUUCCGCUCUAGCUACUGCCUCUUCCUGUUAGCUACCGCUGCACCUUCGUGUCAUACCACAUUUAGCAAUCCGCUCAUUCUAAAUCAACACUUCGUUCCCCCGGGGUUUAUUUGAGCCAACGCAAACAUGGCAGAGGCCAUUCAAAAGAAAAUAAAAGCGGAGAUAGAAAUAUAUACACAGAUGCAGAAAGAUGUUAGCAAGAGCGUGUCAGCCAGACAGAAGCUGGAGGCGCAGCUAACAGAGAACAACUUUGUCAAAGAGGAGCUGGAUCUGCUGAACAGCACAAACACAGUUUAUAAACUUAUUGGUCCUGUGUUAGUGGUACAAGAUCAGGACGAGGCCAAAGCCACAGUUGCAAAAAGGCUGGAAUAUAUUAAAGGAGAAAUUCAAAGGUAUGAGGCGCUCCUGAAAGAGAUGGAGAAGAAAUCCGAUCAGCACAGAGAAGUCCUGUCUAGUUUACAGCAGGAGUAUCAGAAAGCUCAGGGCCUUGCUGUUGGCAAAGCCUGACCGAGUGAAGAAGCUGCACACACGCCCACACAUACACACAGGGUACAGUGUGUAGUGUCGGUACAGUUGAUCCAAAAGGAAAGGGGCGCAUGUUGCAUCCUCUUUGGAAUUUGUUUAUUUCUUUGUGCACAGCCACACCCAUGACAGCCACACCCCCCCCCCAUUCAUUCAGCAGCCGUGACAUUGAAGCCAUGACUGAGAGAUAAUUGGAUGUAGGUAAAGCCAUUUCUGUUUAUCAAUCAAGCCCCCCCCCAGACAAAAGUAGAAAAGAAAAGUCAUGCAAUGUAAAUCUACUACAUGAGGUUGAGUCAAUUCUGCUUGUAUCCUGUCUUUUACUGUAACUUUUCUCUUGUUGCUAAUAAACAUGUUUUUCAUUGAAGGUCA